AUGAAGAAAGUUCUAAACAAAUUACUUCAUUUUCCAGAUCAGCAGUUAAAGGAGGAUAGUCUACCUUAUAAAAUUGGCUCAAAUAUAACAAUAAAAGAAGAAUACAAUAAAUUCCUUGAAUGUCAAGAGUCUUCUGGAUAUAAAUAUCAACAAAGAGAUAAUGGUGAUGUAUUUAUAAUUGACAUGAGCAAUCCCAAACAUGGUUUAGUUGGUUUGUUGUUGCAACAUCAUUUCAAUGCUCCCAAUGCCAACUUUGAUUAUGACCCCCCAUAG
This is a messenger RNA of Entrophospora candida, 273 nucleotides long. Lineage: Eukaryota; Fungi; Glomeromycota; Glomeromycetes; Entrophosporales; Entrophosporaceae. The record is from the annotation of a GenBank genome assembly.